Molecule: messenger RNA, 1691 nt
Organism: Pangasianodon hypophthalmus (striped catfish)
Lineage: Eukaryota; Metazoa; Chordata; Actinopteri; Siluriformes; Pangasiidae
Product: H-2 class II histocompatibility antigen, I-E alpha chain-like
Exons: 4
Coding region: 62-772 (236 amino acids)
Biological process (GO): immunoglobulin production involved in immunoglobulin-mediated immune response; positive regulation of T cell activation; peptide antigen assembly with MHC class II protein complex
Cellular component (GO): membrane; MHC class II protein complex
Molecular function (GO): MHC class II protein complex binding
Source: RefSeq, a predicted model, not a curated record
UGAGGAUUAAGAUUCCACAUUGACAGGUUGAACACAUUACUGGAAGGUGGAGUGUAACACGAUGAAGCUCUGUGUGAUUCUUGUCCUUUCAGCAAUUCUGCCAGCAAAUGCUUCGUUUGUGUACAUGUUCACUGGACUGUCUGGCUGCAGUGACUCUGUGGAUGAAUCUGAAUUCUUCAUCGAUCUGAAUCACAAUGAAAUACUCUAUGAAGAUUUCAAGAUCAAGCAACAAAUCAACAGACUGCCUCCGUUUGUAGAUCAAAUCGAUAUUCCAGAUUUGUAUGAGACUGCAGUUGAUGACAGAGAAAGAUGUCUUCUGAACAUCGAAAAAACAAGAUCUUUGGUCGGCAGUCCACCUGAGGCCAGAGAUCCUCCAGAGAUCAGCGUCUACCCGAAACGCGACGUGGUUCCUGGAGAAAAAAAUAAGUUCAUCUGCUUCGUAAAGAACUUCUAUCCUCCACACAUCAGAGUGAACUGGACGAGGAACGGUGUGUCGGUGACAGAGGGAGUUUACAUCAGCCAGUUUUCACUAAACAGCGACGGAACCUUCAAUUUAUUCUCCACACUGACGAGUUCUCCGAAUGAAGGAGAUGAAUACAGCUGCACGGUGGAGCAUCAAGCUCUGGACUCGCCUCAGACUAGAACAUGGGAGGAACCAGUGGAAAUUCCGAGUGUAACUCCGACGGUGGUGUUUGCAGUGGGAAUUGCUGUAGGAAUACUGGGAUUAGCCACCGGAAUUUUCUUUGUCAUUAAAGCAUCGGGUUCCUGUUAAAAGUUUUAUUGGGCUCUGUAUAAACUCUGGCAAAUGGACUUGUUAUGUAAGCAAUAAGCACUGUGUGUGUGUGUGUGUGUGUGUGUGUGUGGUGUUACAGUACAACACUGAGUGACGGGGUGGUGUGAUGAAGGAGAGUUACUGUUACCACUUUGAAGUUGAUUAUUUUCUUAUAACAGCACAUCUCCACAUGGUUUAUAACUCUUAUACAGCCCCUCUUUUUUCUCUCUCUUGAAAUUAAUAAGACAAAAAUAAAAAAACACAACUCGUCAUGUUACCUGUCCUGAAGAUGUCAGAAAACCUAAGGCUACAGCUUUACCUCUGACACUGGAGACUCCUUAACUUUCCAUAUGUUAAAUAAACAGCUCCUUAAAGAAAUCUUCCCCACAUCAGUGAUUACACACGUCUUUAAUCCGUAUAUGUGGAACGUCUGCUGUACAAGUCCCUGCGAAUGAGCUGUUGCUAUAGAAACGAUAAUGUAUUUAUGGAAGUCAAGAAAGGCCUUUUUUUAGUUCUUGCUUUUGUGAUCUCAAGACAACAAAAGUUAUUUUCCAAGAUCAUGUAAUAGUACCAUUCUGGCAUUACAUAGUUGUGGCCAGUGGCACAAUAUAAUAUAUUGGUAUUAUGGGAAUUCUGCAGUAAUUACAUCCUAGGCAUUCCAAUUUUGCCGGAAAAUCCUAGUCAAGGCUAAGUGCCUAAAUUAAUUCCAGGCUACAAUCCCCUAGCCCAGAGACAUUCCCUUGAAAAUUAGUAGAAUUGAUAUUUUUCAUCAUUAAGUUUUUGUAUUUUAUGAUUUCAACACAAUAUUUUAACAAAUAACAAAGAGAUCAUGUUUAAAAUACAUUUCCAAAUAUUUUGAUAAAAGAACAAUUUUUCAUUAAGAUGCUUAUUACAUCAUUUAUUAAAAAUCAUAAAACCA